Messenger RNA from Candida tropicalis MYA-3404, 663 nucleotides. RefSeq lists its product as uncharacterized. Lineage: Eukaryota; Fungi; Ascomycota; Pichiomycetes; Serinales; Debaryomycetaceae. The transcript has a single exon. The record is from RefSeq and is a predicted model, not a curated record. The coding region runs from base 1 to 663 and encodes 220 amino acids.
AUGAUCUUACCUUUGGCAUUGGCAAUCAUACGUAUCAAGAGACGUACUGGGAAAAGUAUCCACGAAAUUAUUGCACGUCUAUUGGACGAAAUCGAUCCCCAGAUUGUGGCACUUUUGCAACCCUACAACUUGGAUUAUUAUUCCUACACGUUGACUCGGAAUUCUUACUACGAUUUAUCAUCUACCCUCGAAAUCAUCAAGUAUUUCCUUGUCAAUGGCACAUCAAAGUUCCAUAACCAGUUGGUGUUUACAUUUUUAGCCAAAAUCAAGUCCAAAUCAUUCACUCCCCAGCUCCAGCAAUUCACCUUAGAAUGUUUGCAAAUAAUAGGCAACUCAUCACAUACAAAGCUAAAAUUACUAUGGUUCUAUCAUUUUUUAUUGAAAUAUAAACCUUCCCAGGUAGGUCCGUUUUGCUUAUCGAAUAUGUACAAGAUUAUAAAAAAGAAAAGGUCCUAUGGGUCCAUCUCCAAUGCAACCAUUUCCAACCUAGUGGCCAACCUCCAACCUGAAACGUACCCAUUCUCGGUAAAACACAUCAACACCUUAGUUUUAUUCCAUUUCAAAUUGCUAAAGAAAAUCAACUACCAGCCAGCAACAGUCAAGGCUCUCUUAAUCAUCCAUGAUAACCCAGCUAUUUUACAUAUUUCCAUGCUUUCUUGCUAA